Messenger RNA from Callorhinus ursinus (northern fur seal), 1906 nucleotides. It is a transcript of the gene ZC3HC1, whose product is annotated as zinc finger C3HC-type containing 1. The record is from RefSeq and is a predicted model, not a curated record. Gene Ontology annotation, cellular component: nucleus. Lineage: Eukaryota; Metazoa; Chordata; Mammalia; Carnivora; Otariidae. Gene Ontology annotation, molecular function: zinc ion binding.
CCGCGGGGAAGCAACUCCGCAACGGACCAAGAUGGCGGCGCCCAGUGAGGGGCAAGCGUUCGCUGCGGGGGUUGAAAAGAAUUGGGGUGCGGUUGUUCGCUCCCCAGAAGGGACUCCCCAAAAAGUCCGGCAGCUGAUAGAUGAGGGGAUUGCCCCGGAGGAGGGAGGCGCGGAAGCGAAGGACACAUCUGCCACAUUCCAGUCAGUUAAUGGGUCACCCCAAGCAGAACAGCCGCCAUUGGAAUCUACAAGCAAAGAAGCCUUCUUUAGCAGAGUGGAAACAUUUUCUUCUCUGAAAUGGGCAGGUAAGCCCUCUGAGCUGUCUCCACUUGUCUGUGCAAAAUACGGCUGGGUCACAGUUGAAUGUGAUAUGCUCAAGUGCUCCAGCUGCCAGGCUUUUCUCUGUGCCAGUUUACAACCAGCUUUUGAUUUUGACCGAUAUAAGGACCGAUGUGCUGAGCUGAAGAAAGCCUUGUGCACUGCCCACGAGAAGUUCUGUUUCUGGCCAGACAGCCCCUCCCCAGAUCGAUUUGGGAUGUUGCCAUUGGAUGAACCUGCUGUUCUUGUUAGUGAAUUCCUAGAUCGUUUUCAAAGCCUUUGUCACUUGGACCUCCAGCUUCCUUCCCUGAGGCCAGAGGACUUGAAAACUAUGUGCUUGACAGAAGACAAGAUUAGUCUUCUUCUGCACCUGCUUGAAGAUGAACUUGAUCACCGAACUGAUGAGAGAAAAACUGCAAGCAAAUUAGGCUCAGACAUCCAAGUCCAUGUCACUGCCUGUGUUCUCUCUCUGUGCGGCUGGGCGUGUAGUUCUUCUUUGGAACCCAUGCAGCUCUCCCUGAUAACCUGUUCACAGUGUAUGAGGAAAGUGGGGCUCUGGGGCUUCCAGCAGAUUGAGUCAUCCCUGACGGACCUGGAUGCAUCCUUUGGCCUGACCAGCUCCCCCAUCCCAGGCGCUGAGGGGAAGCCAGAGCGCUUCCCUCUUGUGCCUGAGUCUCCUCGGAGGAUGAUGACCCGGAGCCAGGAUGCUACAUGUUCCCCUGGCUCAGAGCAGGCUGAAAGGAGCCCAGGUCCCAUUGUCUCCCGAACUCGGAGCUGGGACUCUUCCAGUCCCGUUGACCGUUCUGAGCCAGAGGCUGCUAGCCCCACGACCAGAACUCGGCCCGUGACCCGCAGUAUGGGGACAGGAGACGGCACUGGCCUGGAGGUGCCAUCUAGCCCUCUCCGGAAAGCCAAGCGAGCUCGCCUCUGCUCUUCCAGCAGCUCGGACACAUCUUCCCGAAGCUUCUUUGACCCUGCCUCUCAGCAUAGAGACUGGUGCCCUUGGGUAAAUGUCCCACUUGGCAAGGAAACCAGGGAGCAUGGUGGAACGGAGGUAGACACCAGGGGCCCCGCAGAGCCAGGCUGGAAGGCCGUGCUGAACAUCCUCUUGGCUCACAAGCAGUCCAGCCAGCCGGCCGAAACAGACCACACGAGUCUCUCUGAGAAAUCAAGGAAGGUAUUCCGAAUAUUCCGGCAGUGGGAAUCUUUAUGCUCAUCCUGAAGAUUUUCCAGCCCUUCCUGGAGAGAAGCAGAAUGAAGGACUUUGAGAAAUAAAAUCUGAAAUCCUUUUUGGUCAGCAGAUGCUAAGUUUUUCUCCGUUCUGGUUUAAUCAUAAGGAGCCCCUGUCCUUGCAAAAGGCAGUGAAUGUCACUGUGUCUGACUGAGGGGGAGCCUGUCUCCAUGCGGGGUGUGGGCAGGUGAGGUACAGCAAGCCUGCUUCUGCUAAAGGAGUGUGGGGUUUAUUCAAACAGACGGAAGACCAAGGACUUGAGCACUUUUACUCUCUUUCAGUACGGGGCAGUGUUUUGAGGACUCUUACAUCCCAGGAAUAUGAGAGUAUGUAUUAAUAAAAUAUUUGUUAAAUUUC